This is a messenger RNA of Stegastes partitus (bicolor damselfish), 3981 nucleotides long. RefSeq names its product collagen, type VIII, alpha 2 (gene col8a2). Gene Ontology annotation, molecular function: protein binding. Lineage: Eukaryota; Metazoa; Chordata; Actinopteri; Pomacentridae. Bases 1 to 2067 code for a protein of 688 amino acids. The transcript has 2 exons. The record is from RefSeq and is a predicted model, not a curated record.
AUGCUAGUGACCAUGCUGUUGGCUCCUGUCUGUGUGCUACUGAUGCUUGGGGGGCGUGCUCUUGCUGGAGGCUAUCCCCCCAUACCACACAUGAAGUACAUGCAGCCCAUGAUGAAAGGGCCUAUUGGACCUCCAUUUCGAGAGGGCAAGGGACAUUACGUCGAUAUGCCACCAAUGAUGGAAGUCAAAGGGGAACCAGGCCCCCAAGGGAAACCUGGACAAAGAGGGCCCCCUGGGCCACCAGGACUUCCAGGAAAACCUGGACUUGGGAAGCCGGGUCUCAAUGGUCAGCCAGGACCUCAAGGACCAUCUGGUUUUCCAGGGAUUGGUAAGCCUGGACUUCCAGGUCUCCCAGGAAAGCUUGGGCCAAAGGGUAUGCCAGGACUUAAUGGCGAGGUUGGCCCUCGUGGUGAACCAGGUCCCCGUGGUCCUCCUGGACAGCCCGGCCUCCCUGGGCCAGCUGGUCUGUCUCUGAAUGGGAAACCUGGUCUUCCAGGUAUCAGAGGCCCUCCUGGGACUCGUGGUGAGCCAGGACUAAAGGGUAUUUCUGGCCCACCAGGUGAGCGUGGACUUCAGGGUGAGAAUGGAAAUGGGAAACCAGGGGUACCAGGUAUAAGGGGUCCUCCUGGACUCAAAGGCAGUUCAGGACCACCUGGUCUUCCAGGUAUAGGAAAACCAGGACUAAAAGGUUUGCCUGGACUUCCUGGUCUUAAAGGUGAUCAUGGACUCCCAGGGGAUCGAGGACAACCAGGAGAGGCUGGGGCCCCUGGUCUACAAGGUCUGCCAGGGCCAGUUGGGUUAGGGAAACCUGGAUUAGAUGGAGUUCCAGGACAACCAGGUCCAUUAGGUCCAAAAGGGGAGCCAGGGCCCAGGGGUAAUCCUGGAAUUCCUGGGACUCCUGGCUAUGGAAAACCUGGGCUGGGUGGUCCAAAGGGAGACAAGGGUCAUGCUGGAUUUCCUGGUCUACCAGGGGACAAAGGAGAGCAAGGAAUGGUGGGUCCAUUUGGAGAGCCAGGUCUUGAUGGACAACCAGGACCACCAGGACUUCAAGGCCCAAUGGGACUCCCAGGAAAACACGGAAUGCCAGGGCAGAAGGGAGAGCUGGGGCCUCAGGGCCCUCCAGGACUGCCUGGCCUUAGAGGUGACCAAGGCCCUAGCGGACCCUCUGGAAAAGCUGGCAUCCCAGGAGACAAAGGCAUCCCAGGGCCAAAUGGCCCUAUUGGAAAACCUGGUGCCAAAGGUGAGGCAGGGCAUAUUGGCCUACCUGGGAAUCCAGGGUUGACAGGUGCUCCAGGGCCUAAAGGGGAGUCAGGGUUUAUAGGGACUCCGGGCCCCAGGGGCCAGUCAGGAAUUCCUGGUCUUCAAGGACCCAUGGGGCCUAUGGGCCCACAGGGUGUUCCUGGCCCAAAGGGUGAACCCGGACUUCCAGGGCCUCCGGGGCUUGGUAAGUUUGGUGAGAAGGGAGCUAUAGGUCCCCAAGGACCUCCAGGGAAACCAGGGCCUUCUGGGCUUAAUGGCAACCCUGGCCCUCCUGGGCCACCAGGACCACCUGGGCCUUCAGGAAAUGGCCAAACAGUUGUUGCAGGGCGUACAGGUGCAGAUUUGGAGGGGGAUGAAGUACCAGGGGACAGGAAGGGGCCUGCCUAUACUCAGGUUGCUCUCUCUGCCUCUGUGGCACCAGCCUUCACAGCCAUUCUCACCACACCUUUCCCUCCCUCUGGCAUGCCAAUCAAAUUUGACAGGACCCUGUACAACGGGCAAAAUGCCUACAGCUCUUCUACUGGCAUGUUCACUGCUCCUUUAUCUGGUGUCUACUACUUUGCGUAUCACAUGCAUGUAAAGGGAACUAGCCUGUGGGUGGCACUGUACAAGAACAAUGUACCAGCCACUUACACGUAUGAUGAAUACAAGAAAGGCUACAUGGACCAGGCAUCUGGUAGUGCUGUCCUAGAGCUGAAGGAGGGUGACCAGGUAUGGGUCCAGAUGCCCUCGGAUCAGGCAAAUGGCCUCUAUUCUACCGAGUACAUUCACUCCUCCUUCUCAGGAUUCCUGCUCUGUCCCACAUAACCCGGUCCUUUCCUUACAACAUGUUCCUGUAUUGGCACCUCAAAGCAGCCCUUAACCUUAAAUACCUGUAUUCUCAAUAGAAACACAAAACCCAUCAAUUUCUCAAUAUCAUUGCCAUCAUCUUUAUAUGUCUUGCCCUCAGCAACAUCAGCGAAAGAAAAAAAAACUUUGUGAAUGAAAUAUGGAGAGUUUUAAAAGGCAGGGGAAGGAAUUUCAUACUGUCUUCUUUAUUUCAAUGUCCUUCAAUGUGUGUUUUGGGUUGUAUUUUAUGUUGGUGUUUUUUAGCUUAUAUUAUUUUAAUUAUUAUAUUGUCAUAAUUUUAUUGUUAUUAUUUGGUCCUCGUCAUCAUUGUUGUUAUUGUUUAUUGGAUUCAGACUAUUAAGUGCCUUACUUUGUAAUGUGCUAGUAACAGACCUUCCCAUGUGACUGCACAUCCUGCCCACAUGCUCUGACAUAAGGACGACAUCACCAAACCCUGGGGUGGUGGUUGGUUCCCUUCCUGCAGUCACGUCCCCCUUGCGUGUUAUUUAAACCAUGAAUAGCAAUACUGACAUAAAGAGCAACAACACAGCAUGGAAUAUAUAGACAUACAAUAGAGAAACAAGGCAUUUGGUGCUGUAAUACCAUUACUUUUCACUUUUCUUUUGUUUGACCUUUUUGGUACUCUAAACAUUUGCUACAUUAAACCUAUUAAUGGGAUUAAAUAGUUGUUUUUAGAGUGAGAUAUAUAUUUUGACAGUAUGUUGACAUAAGAACAUGUUGGGUGCUUUUUUUCUGUUUCUUUCUGUGUCUAGUAGCCAACCUUUUACAAUUAUGGUCCCUUGUCUUACUUGUAAUUUACUGAACUUUAAACAAAUACAAUCCAAUAAAUAUGACCUCACAGUAUUAGAAUUGUCACAUUUAAAUUGCCCUUUUAAAGAGGAUCAACAUCAUCACGCAAGGACAGAGCCUUUUUUUUUUUUUUUUUUUACUUUCAGGACAAUUGAAAAUUAUACGUAUGCAUACAGUCAAUGUUUACAUGCCAUAGAAUAGAUACAGAAAGAAACUGCAAAUGGACAGCAAGUACACAUGUAUAGCUGGAUCGAUGGCCUGUUUCCUUGUAUCGAUCUGACUGUUUCCCAUUUGCACUGCAAAUCCCAUCACCAUGUUGCAGGCAUCCUCUUCUCAUGCUCCGGACAUGACAUCACUUAUUUCUAAUGGUAUACUACCUAUUAAUAAGUCAUUCCAAGUAAACAGUCUGCACUGCCAUCCUUGAAAAGCCCCAUUCUAACCAUAUGCUGCAAAAUCUGUGAAGAUGCUGAAAACACAAUUCUGCUUAUAGAAAACAAGGUGACAAUGGACAACAAAUACAAUACACCCACUUCUUCUGUCAGUGCAGUUUCUAUGUGACUUGUGAUUGCUGCUGGGCAAAUGAGAGCAAUUUUGAAUCAUUUGUUGCUCUGAAUGAAAUGACUUUCUAUUCAUUUCCAAACUCAGUGUGUCAAAAAAUAGCUGGAUUAUUGUUUAGCUUAAUGGAACAUCUGUGGCUACAGCGACAAGAUGUUUCAGAACCAAGUAACAUCAAAGUGUACAGCUGGAAAUGAGAAUCGAUUUGCAUUUACUCCAUGAAUAAGUAAAGGGACUGACUGAGGCCCACAGGUUGUGAAAUACAGGUUGUGUAACAUUUAACAAACCCCUGCCAGAUUUCUGGGAGAGGUGGCAGGUCAGAGGUGAGCACUGUGUAUUUACACAAUUCUGUUGGAUGAAGCAUUAAAGAUACACUUUGUGUAUGUAUGUGCUUGUAUGUUCUUGUAGGUGUACCCUUCUAUGACUGUGUCAAUAUGUGUGUUUAGCUGUAUCACAUUGUGCCCUUAGCAUUCAGGUCACGAACACAUCAGCAAAGAUAAUAAUAAACUUGAAAAAAGUUACAAAUCC